This is a messenger RNA of Phoenix dactylifera (date palm), 2784 nucleotides long. RefSeq lists its product as uncharacterized. The record is from RefSeq and is a predicted model, not a curated record. Gene Ontology annotation, cellular component: cytoplasm. NCBI's taxonomy places the organism in Eukaryota, Viridiplantae, Streptophyta, Magnoliopsida, Arecales, Arecaceae. Gene Ontology annotation, biological process: protein phosphorylation. Gene Ontology annotation, molecular function: protein serine/threonine kinase activity; ATP binding.
AUCGCAUCUUUUCGGCAUAGACAAAAGGAGAGCAGCGAUACAAAGAGACAGCCGGACAGCAUGUUCGCCUUCCGGACGAGAGCGACGGCCGCAGGGCUUCUCCCGUGAAACCCUCGUCCGUUUCCCUUUCGAUCCACUCCCAUCGUCUCUCUUUCCUUCCUUCUCCUCUCGAUCGCCUCCCAUUACCUACCGAGAAGUGGAAUCGAGAGCCUUUUCUUGAUCUUGAUCGAGAUCCAGGAUCGCUCCCUUCCCUUUGAAUCGAAGCGACCUUUCCGUCGCUUUCUCGUUCGAUUCCGGUAGCGGGGCUUUCGGGCAAUCGCCGGAUGGAAUUUGGUGGGCUGGCGCUGCCGUGAAUUUGGGUCUUUGAGCAGCGAGAGAGGAAGUAUUUAUUCACGGGGGGUCUUCUGGUCCCCAACAUGUCGGAUUCGGCGUCAGCCAUGGGCGCGCCCAUGGAAGCCCGAUUCAGCAAUCUGGAUCUCAUCGGGAGGGGAUCGUUCGGCGAUGUCUUCAGAGGGUUUGACAAGGAGCUAAACAAAGAGGUUGCUAUUAAAGUUAUUGAUCUAGAGGAAGCCGAGGAUGACAUUGAAGAUAUUCAAAAGGAAAUUUCAGUUUUGUCCCAAUGCCGGUCUCCAUAUAUUACUGACUAUUAUGGCUCCUAUCUCCAUCAAACCAAACUGUGGAUAGCAAUGGAAUACAUGGCUGGUGGUUCCGUUGCUGACCUACUUCAAACUGGUCCUCCUCUGGAUGAAAUGUCUAUUGCAUGCAUUCUACGGGACUUACUGCAUGCACUUGACUAUCUUCACAGUGAAGGAAAGAUUCAUAGAGAUAUAAAAGCGGCAAACAUUCUGCUGACAGAAAAUGGAGAAGUCAAGGUUGCGGACUUCGGUGUUUCUGCACAAUUAACAAAAACAAUAUCUAGGAGAAAGACAUUUGUUGGAACCCCAUUUUGGAUGGCUCCUGAGGUCAUUCAGAAUUCAGAUGGAUACAAUGAAAAGGCAGAUAUAUGGUCUUUAGGUAUAACUGCUAUAGAAAUGGCAAAAGGUGAACCUCCUUUGGCGGAUAUCCAUCCAAUGAGGGUUCUUUUUAUGAUACCACGCGAAAAUCCUCCCCAGCUUGAUGAGCACUUCUCUCGGUCAAUGAAGGAAUUUGUAUCAUUAUGUUUAAGGAAAACUCCUAUGGAGAGACCAAGUGCCAAGGAGCUUCUGAAGCAUCGUUUUAUCAGAAAUGCUCGAAAAAGUCUAAGGCUCUUGGAGAGAAUAAGAGGGCGUCCAAAGCUUAAUCUAAAGGAAGGUAUGGAAACUCAGAGAAAUGGUCAACAAGUUUAUGAGGACGCAACAAGCUGCGUCAGAGUGGUCAGGGAUAUGAGAAUGAGAGAUGAAGGAACAGGCACUGUCAGGGUGGUCCGAGAUGCAAGAGAUGAAGGAACAGGCACCAUCAGAGUGAUGAGGGAUGCAAGAGAGGACAAUGCUCAUUCCUGCUUGGAUGUAUCACAGGCUACAGGGACUGUCUGCAGUGCUAUAAAGCCACCGCUAGUUGCUGUGAUGAGAGAAAAAAGAUCUGAUGUUUCCUACAGUCCUAAUAUGACAAGAAAGACAGCGGAUGGAGAAAAUCCUUGGAUGCCUGCAUCAGGAAAUGCAUUUGAUGAUUCAACUACUGGAACCAUUUUGCGGAAAGAAGCUGAAAGUGAACUGGAUCCUAAAAGACUGGAAAGUUCUUUAGAAGAUGGUUACCUUUCAAUAAGUGGAUCAGGAACCAUUAUUGUGCAUUCUCCAAGAGAGAGUCAGAUGUAUGCAGCAUCAUGCAGUCAAAGUACUAAGCCUGUGGGCAGAUACUCUUCAUUUGAAGAUAUGUCUACCAGUGACACAGUUGUUCUUCGUGACCACCAUGAUGAAUCUGAGACCCCCCGAACUUCAAAGUCUAGGUUUGGAAUCCAAGAAAAAGGAUCAAAUGUCUUACAUGAAGAUAGUGCAACCAACCUUGCAGAGGCAAAAGCUGCAUUGCAAGGGGGAUUAAGAAGAGGAAAUGAUCGGGAAAGACCCGUGGCGGGCAAACAGUCAAGUAACUUCAAAUCUUCUAGAGAUCCUACUGAGAACAUUGAUGUACAAAAGCUCCAUAAUAAAUCACAACAAUUAAGUGAUAUGCAAGCCAGCGCCCGGGCUUCUGCAGCAGCAGCUUCUCCUGCAUUGUCGUUGUUAAUCAUUCCUUCAAUGAAAGAGGCUGCUGGUGAUAAGUCAGAAGGGUCAACUGUCCAUGCUGUGCUUGAAUCACUGAUGGAUAUGGAGUACGAAAUGCCAGGCUCUUGUGAAGCUCUUGUCAGCAAGUUGCUGCAUCGACUGGGAAGGUCAAAGGAAUCAUACUUUAGGGGACUCCAUGAUUUGGCAGCCAGCAUUUUCACAAAGAAAAUGGGGGCGCCCCAUGAUUCAGGAGAUGGCAAGAAGCAACCAAAUGCACAAUCACUUGAGACUGGCCUAAGCCCACUUACCAGGUUCCUCCUCAGUAGAUGGCAGAGCCAAGUUUCCCAGGAUCUUAACUCAGUCUGAAGGGACUGUAAGAGCUGAUGAUGUUCCUAUUUGUGGUUUUAAAUGUAUAAUUAAUUUUAACAGUGUACAUAAAAUUGAAAAGAAAAUUUCUGUUUUAUUUUUUAUUUUUUGCAUGUCCUUUCUGCAGCAGCUUUUCUAUGUUUUGUUUCUCAUUUUCGCUUGUGUUAUUGUAUUUUUAAAAUUCAUAUUCAUUUUGCAAUUUAACUUUGCGGUCGAGGAAAAUCAGUUCAUUUGCUUGUAAUUU